AGUAUUGCACAUUUCAUAGAUAUUACUGUAAAUCCCAAAAUAAGUAGUUUGUAAAUGCAAGAUAUUUGCAAAAAAAGUGUUUUAAUUUGAUAAAAGAUAAGUGUGAUUUUAAAAUGCAUCAAAUUACAAAUUUACCGUGGUAUUUUCAUUUUAUAAGUAUUGCGGUUUUUUAGUUGAUAUAGCAACCGUGGAUAUAACCUAAAAUUUAAAAUAAAUAGUGUUAUUUUAAUGUUGAAUGAUAUAAUUUAAGUUUUCUGAUUAGUAGACAAAAUGUGCCUUUUAUUUUUCGUAUCGUACUACAUAAGUGUGGUUUUGUGUAGCAGUGAACAUUUUACAGAAGAAUUGUUAAUUAAACCAUUACAUUCUGAACAAGUUUAUACACAUUUUCAUUUUGUUACAAAAUGGGAUUCUGAUCCAAAUACGGAAAAUUUUCGGCAUACAAAUAUAUUUUCGCGAGCAAUAGGUGAAAUUAUUCAUCGGUAUAAUGUCCAGGAACUGCAUCUUAGUUUAACAACAGGACUGUGGCGGUAUGAAUCGUGGGGUUAUCCAGUAGUAAAUGCAGGUCCUGGAGCGGAAUUAUGGGUUUGGUUUAAACCUGAUACAGUUAAUGUUGAUGACAAAUGGAAGUUUUUAACAAAUGCUUUAUCAGGUUUAAUUUGUGCUUCAUUAAAUUUUAUUGAUAAGACAAAUUCUGUCUCUCCAAAAUACUCUUUUAAACCAUCAGGAUUAGUAAGAGAGCCUAUAAACAGUACAUUUUUAAGAUAUGCAUCACUGCCGAAGGAACAUGCCUGUACAGAAAAUUUAACUCCUUGGAAAAAAUUAUUACCAUGCAAGGGAAGAACAGGUUUGGGUUCUUUAUUGAAUGCUGGUUACAUUCAUAAUACUAGGUAUCAUUCAUUGUCAAUUGCCAUUCGAACAGUUUGUAGAGACGAAUCUUGUACUGUACCGUCUUUAAUUCUUGAACAAACAGUUGGAUUAACAUAUGAUUACCAGAUGUUAGGUACAAGAAAUUGGUCAAUUCGUAGGCUGUUUGGUCAAGGAAUUUUGGGACCAUGUCCUUUAGCAGAGUCCACUACAGUUUAUGUAGAUACUGGCUCGAACUUUAGUAUUCCUUUCAGUCUGUCCCCUUCUCCAAAUGAGUGGCUAACUUCAUUGAGAGGUGGUCAAGAAGGAAGAUUUGCCAAAUACACAAUUACUUAUAAACCUAUCAGUAUUGCUUCCAGUUAUAAUGAUAAACAAAAUGUAUUACUUAAGUCACCUCCUCCUUUGUUUGCUAGCCAGUACUUCACUUAUUAUGGUCAGGAAAAAGGCGGCCUUAAUGUUAAAAUUCAUAAUAACCAUUGGGCUUCCCUGGAUGUGGUUGUCUUGCAAAACAUUCCAUGGAUCAUGCCACUUUUCUUGCACACACUUUCAAUGAAAACAAAUGGUAAAGAAAAUAAACCAUUAAAGUUAUUUUAUAUGCCGGGAAAAAUGCGUGAACGUCCUACUCAUUUCGAAUAUGUUCUUCGAUUACCUGCCAAGUCUGUAACUAUAAUUUCCGUCGAGUUCCGUUAUACAUUCUUAAAAUGGACAGAAUAUCCACCAGAUGCAAAUCAUGGGAUUUACAUACCCCCCGCUGUUAUUUCGGCACUGUUACCCCUUGCUAGAAACAUUACCAGCCUACCACAAGACGGUGUAACUUUUUCGGAUAGUUUCAAUGCUUCACGAAGCAGUUAUUUAGUUCAGAUACGUACCGAAUCUGUGAUUAUCACUUUACCAACCCCAGACUUUAGUAUGCCAUACAACGCAAUAUGUUUAGCGUGUACAGUAGUGGCUCUCGCGUUUGGACCUCUCCACAAUAUUACCACCAAACGUCUGGGAAGAAAAACUAAGGACAAGGAAAGACUACUGACGAAAAUUAAGCGAAAACUUAAGAAUGUGUUCUGUAAAAAAACUAUCAAUAGAGAACUUAAUUCCGAAGAAGACGAAAAAACUAAUGAAAGUAUUGUCAAAGAAUUUAAUAGUGUAUGUGAAAAUGUAGAAAAAGAAACUAAGAAAGAGCGAUAAAUAGGCAUUGAAGUAAAAAAAGUUAAAAUAGCUUAAAGGCAAUAACAGUAAUAUAAUCUAAAAAAUAAAAUGCUGCGUUUAUUUGCAAUUUUAUUUAUUUUUCAAAUAGCCUUUAGAAAUAUUAAUGUAUUUAUUGAUAUUAAAAACUUGUGAUUUAUAUAUUAGAAUAUUUCAAUUAAAAACUUACUGGAUACUUAUCUACGUCUUAGGUUUUUGUAUUACGGCCUUCAAUGCAUUAUACGAAUAAGCUAAAUGUUUUGUAAAUAGCACUGAAACCAAAAUAAAUACUUUCCAGUUCA
Agrilus planipennis (emerald ash borer) is the source of this 2345-nucleotide messenger RNA. It is a transcript of the gene PIG-T, whose product is annotated as GPI transamidase component PIG-T. The transcript has 2 exons. Gene Ontology annotation, cellular component: GPI-anchor transamidase complex. Gene Ontology annotation, biological process: attachment of GPI anchor to protein. The record is from RefSeq and is a predicted model, not a curated record. The coding region runs from base 271 to 2046 and encodes 591 amino acids. NCBI's taxonomy places the organism in Eukaryota, Metazoa, Arthropoda, Insecta, Coleoptera, Buprestidae.